GGCUGAGAGGUUUGCUGAGCGGCUGCAGAGAGGCUCAGGCUAUCUAACGUCUACACACUCAGGUGUCAGGAAGACAUGGGUAACUCAACAGGAAGCACCGUGGAUGACCUGCAGGCGGUGGAGAUGCACCUGUGGUACAAGAAGUUCAUGACGGAGUGCCCUUCAGGUCAGCUCACCCUGCACGAGUUCAAGCAGUUCUUCGGGCUGCGAGGGCUGGACCCCGAGGCCAACGCCUACAUAGAGCAGAUGUUCCGCACCUUUGAUAUGAACAAGGACGGCUACAUAGACUUCAUGGAGUAUGUGGCUGCUCUCAGUCUGGUGAUGAGAGGAAAGAUGGAGCACAAGCUGCGCUGGUAUUUCAAGCUUUAUGAUGUGGAUGGCAACGGCUGCAUUGACCGACAUGAGCUCCUCAACAUCAUAAAGGCCAUCCGUGCAAUCAAUGGGAGUGAGAACCAGGAGGGAUCUGCUGAGGAUUUCACCAACCGCGUGUUUGACAGGAUUGAUAUAAACGGAGACGGCGAGCUGUCCUUGGAGGAAUUUGUGGAAGGCGCUCGCAGCGAUGAAGAUUUCAUGGAGGUGAUGAUGAAGAGUCUGGACCUCUCCCACAUCGUGGCGAUGAUCCACAACAGGAGGCACAGCGUUUAGGAUCUGCCCGUCCACACUACCUCAUCCUCAUUCAUGAUUGAACCCGAGAGCCUCGGUACACGGCCUCCGGCAAAAACGUCAUUUAUAGACUGAGAUUUCUAUUAAGAUUGAAUCCAGCUGAAUAUAAAUGCCAGUGCACUGCAAACACUGUCAUGUCUUGUUUUUAAUCUCUCAAAGAGCGACACAUAUGCACUUUAAAUGCAUCUGGAUGACUCAGUCAACCUUUGCAAACUGGUCAUUGUCCUUGUUUAUCGAUGCACAGC
This is a messenger RNA of Epinephelus lanceolatus (giant grouper), 908 nucleotides long. It is a transcript of the gene guca1aa, whose product is annotated as guanylate cyclase activator 1Aa. The record is from RefSeq and is a predicted model, not a curated record. NCBI's taxonomy places the organism in Eukaryota, Metazoa, Chordata, Actinopteri, Perciformes, Serranidae. Gene Ontology annotation, molecular function: calcium ion binding.